UUACCUGCACUUCUCGCAUGCUGAGGCUCCGGACAGUUACAAAGUUACCUGCAGUUCUCGCAUGGCAAGCUUGGCAAGAACUGGGAGACAUGUCUAAGGAAGAAGCAAUGACAGAGUUUGUGAAAAAGAUGGCAGAUUCAUGCUCAUUGUUUGAGCCUUAUGUGGAAGCCCACAAAGGAGAUAAAGAGGAGGGAGAUAAAAAAGAUGGAGAUAAGACAAGUUUGCCUGGGGAAAAAGAGGAUAAAGAGACUGACGUUGAAACCCUUCAGGUAAAGGAUACAGAUAAAAAGAAACAGCAUGAAAAUGAGGUGCAGAUCAGAGCCGCCCUCAACCAGCAGACUCAGCUACAGUUUAGGCAGUAUGCAGAACAGCAGUAUCCAAACAACAAAGAAAUG
Messenger RNA from Candidula unifasciata, 395 nucleotides. The record is from the annotation of a GenBank genome assembly. Lineage: Eukaryota; Metazoa; Mollusca; Gastropoda; Stylommatophora; Geomitridae.